Messenger RNA from Thalassophryne amazonica, 3858 nucleotides. RefSeq names its product RAD50 homolog, double strand break repair protein (gene rad50). Gene Ontology annotation, biological process: telomere maintenance via telomerase; chromosome organization involved in meiotic cell cycle; telomere maintenance via recombination. Bases 86 to 2812 code for a protein of 908 amino acids. The record is from RefSeq and is a predicted model, not a curated record. The transcript has 20 exons. Gene Ontology annotation, molecular function: double-stranded telomeric DNA binding; G-quadruplex DNA binding; ATP hydrolysis activity. Lineage: Eukaryota; Metazoa; Chordata; Actinopteri; Batrachoidiformes; Batrachoididae. Gene Ontology annotation, cellular component: nucleus; condensed nuclear chromosome; Mre11 complex.
GACGUCACUUCCCUCAGGGAAACAUAAUUUGUCUUGCUGCAAGUUUUCUCAACUGUAUUGCAUCUAUAAUAUUCUAUUCAUCAACAUGUCAAAGAUAGACAAGAUGAGCAUCCUUGGGGUGAGGAGCUUUGGGAUUGAGGAUAAAGACAAGCAAGUCAUCACUUUCUUCAGUCCUCUUACAGUGCUGGUUGGACCCAAUGGAGCUGGGAAAACGACUAUUAUUGAGUGCUUGAAGUAUUCAACAUCAGGUGAACUUCCCCCUGGAUCUAAAGGAGGUGCUUUUGUUCACGAUCCAAAGGAUGCCCAUGAGACAGAUGUGCGAGCACAGAUUCGGCUGUUAUUCACAGAUGUCAAUGGAGAGAAAAUAACGAUUCAGCGAUCCAUGUCUUGCACUCAGAAGGCAAAGAACUACUCCUUCAAAACCUUAGAGCAGGUCAUCACCAGGUUAAAAGACGGUCAGAGAGUGAGCUUGUCAUCAAAGUGUGGUGAGCUGGACCGGGAGAUGAUCUCUGCACUCGGAGUGUCUAAGUCAGUUCUAAAUCAUGUCAUCUUCUGUCACCAAGAAGAGUCCAACUGGCCACUUAGUGAGGGAAAAGCCCUCAAAGACAAGUUUGAUUCAAUCUUUGCUACAACCAAUGGAGUAUUGGCAUUGUUCUUUAUUCUCAGCAAGGACCUGGCAUCAAAUGAACAGAACAAGAGCCACAUUGCUGCUGAGCUACGUAAGAAGGAGCAGCAGUUAGCCAGUGAUGAAGAGAAGUUCUUCAGUGUUUGUGGCAGUCAGGAUUUGGAACAAGAUUUGGGGAAAUUGCAGGAAGACCUGGACAAGAUAUCAAAACAAAGAGCCAUGCUAGCUGGGGCCACAGCAGUGUACACUCAGUUCAUCAGCCAGCUGACAGAAGAGACAGAGCCCUGCUGCCCUGUCUGCCAGAGAACGUUCCCCUCAGAGCCUGACCUACAGGAAGUAAUCAACGACAUGCAGUCUAAAUUACGCUUGGUGCCAGACAAGCUGAAAAGUGCUGAGCAGGAUCUGAGGAGGAAAGAGAGGAAGAAAGAUGAGAUGAUGGCACUCCGACCUGUCAGGCAGUCAAUAGUUCAGUUUCAGGAAAAGGAGCUUCCUGAGCUGAGAAACCGGCUGCAGAGUGUCAACAGAGACAUUGAAAGACUGAAGAACGAUGUGGAGGAGCAGGACACUCUGCUGUCUACGUUGAUUUCUGAGGAGGAAACGGCCAAGACCUGUCUGCAGGACAUAUCACUCAUGGACAGAUACCUGAUGGACCUUAAAGAACUGGAGAGGAAAAUAGUUCAGCAGGCAGCUAAACUCCAGGGAGUAGACUUGAACAAAACCAUCCAGCAAGUCAACCAAGAGAAACAAGAGACUCAGCACAGGAUAGACACCACAUCUAGCAAGAUGGAGCUGAAGCGCAAACUCAUCCAGGACCAACAGGAUCAGAUCCAAAUCCUGAAGAGUGCAGUGAAUGAGACCAAGGCAGAGAAACUGCAGCUGAGCAGUGACAUGCAGAAGCAGCAGCAACUGGAGGAGCAGUGUGUCGAGUUCACCACAGAGAUACAGGCCCUGACCAGAGACAUCAGGGAGGCAAAGGAACAACUUUCCCCUUUAUCUGCUGCUCUGGAGAAGCUGCAGAAGGAGAAACAGGAGCUGGUGGAGCGCAGGAGACAAAGGCAGGAAGAAGGCCAAGAGAAGAUCAAUGCCAUUAAAGAGAGAGUGAAGACCAUCACAACCCUCGAAAGAGAUAUCACCAAGUACAUCGAUGAGGGCAAGGAGGAAUACAAAGAGCGAAAAGAGUCUGAGCUUCAAGAAACCAACACCCAGCUCCACGAAGCUGAGAAGCACAAAGAGAAGAUUAACAAGGAGAUAGGGAACAUCCGUCAGGACAUAGACACUCAGAAGGUCCAAGAACGCUGGUUGCAGGAUAACUUGACCUUAAGGAAGCGUGUUGAGGAGUUGAAGGAAGUAGUAGCUAAACGUGAAGCUCUACUCAAAGAUAUGGGCAACAUGCAAGUCUUACAACUACGCCAAGAGCGACGUGAAGUGGAGCGUAAAUUGGAGGACUUGAAGAAGGACCGCAGUAUUGCUCUUGGUCGUCAGAAAGGCUUUGAGGAGGAGAUUCUCCAAAAGAGAAAAGAACUCAGAGAAGACCAGUAUGACAAAGCUGAUGAGCGCUACAAAAACAAGAUGAUCAUCAUGAGGACCACAGAGCUUGUCAGUAAAGACCUGGACCUCUACUACAAAGCUCUUGAUCAGAGCAUCAUGAAAUUCCACAGCAUGAAGAUGGAUGAGAUCAACAAGAUUAUCAGAGACCUGUGGCGCACCACCUACAGGGGUCAAGACAUUGAGUAUGUGGAAAUUAGAUCUGAUGUGGAUGAGAACUCAUCUGCUGGAGUGAGGCGGAGGACUUACAACUACAGAGUGGUUAUGGUGAAAGGAGACACAGCUUUGGAUAUGAGAGGGCGCUGUAGUGCUGGUCAGAAGGUGCUGGCAUCCUUGAUCAUCCGUCUCGCUCUCGCAGAGACCUUUUGUCUUAACUGUGGGAUUCUGGCCCUGGAUGAACCCACCACCAAUUUGGACCGGGAGAACAUAGAGUCGCUGGCACAUGCCCUUGUCGAAAUCAUUAAGAGUCGCUCUCGCCAGCGUAACUUCCAGCUGCUGGUCAUCACUCACGAUGAGGACUUUGUGGAGCUACUCGGCCGAUCCAGCUACAUUGAACAUUUCUACCGCAUCCGUAAGAACCUGGAUCAGAACUCUGAGAUCACAAAGUGCAGCAUUAACUCGCUGUCCACGUAUCUACACUGAGCAGACACCAACAGUGUCAUUGACCAAGGGGAACAAUCCAUAUCCCUUCAUCUUCUACUUUUUUGCAUUUGGGCAGAGUUUACGCUCACUCAGUUUGGUUAAAAAAAAACUUUGCAACAUCACUAAAAAUUCUAAAAUUCUAUUUAUCUCUCUUAGAUUGGUUUGUUUAGCAAAGUGUAUGUAACUUUAAUUGUAAUCACUUAACUAUGAGAAUAGAAAGGCUGAUGUUGUUGUGAUUGUGUCUUUCCUGUAAUCCCAGGAUUCCCUGUUCCCAAUAUGGGCCUUAAAGGGAACAUAAAAGGUCCAGUGUUCCCCAUUUAAGGUUGGUUAAAUUUGAUGUGAACACAAUAGGAGAUGUUUUUUUGGUGUAUUAAGAGAAUACUGAAGUGGUGAUCAUACAGUAGGACCCUGGGAACAUACAGUUGCAAACAUAAUUUUACAGACACCUUUGUGAAAAUAAUCUGUUUGCCUGAAGUGCACAUAUUGUUUUAUCAGACAGUAUGUGUUAAGUCAGUUGUAAUGUUUAUUUUAUUUCCAUGUAAAGUUAUUUAAAAACAAUAGUUCCAAGGUUGAAUUAUUUUAGUUUCUCUUCAUUAUCAGCUUUUCUGUUAGUCCAAGGUCUCCUUACCACAAGAAUGCCUCUAUAUAUCAUGGAAGGUUCCAUAAAAUGGAGGAAUUGCUAAUUAAAAAAAAAAAUCAGAAUAUUUAAUUGGCACAAUUUGGGGUUAUUUGAAGGAAUGUUUGGCUCCAUUUAAGAGACUUCCUGAAGAACCAGUGGCUUCUUGCUGUUAAGAGCAAGGGAAUCUAAAGAAUUUAGCUAUGGAUUCGAAAUCUAAACUAUUGGAUUUCCAGAAGUCCGAUUCCUUCUUAGGAGUCACCACAAAAAGAUUUGUAGUACCACGUGCAACUGUAGACUCUGUAAUACUAAGACGAAUGAGUAGACGUCAUAUCCAUAAGAAGGCCCAAAUUAGCACUCAGGAAUCAGUGUUUUUCACAAAGGUGUAACUAAACUUAUGUCUGAAAGUUUAGGCCAAACUAAAUUGUCU